AUGGAAGACGUGAUCCAGCAGCGCUUCCGGGAUUUGGAGCACGAGCUUCAAAAAGUUCAGGAGCGCCUCAGUGUGUUGGAGGACCGAGGGAUCAUCCUCGAGGAGACGGAGGACAAUGGCCACGCAGAAGCCGUCGCCGAAGCUUCGGACGAGCCAAAGAAGAAGCCACAGAAGUCGGAGAAGUCGCUGAAGUCGCUGCAGUCGGAGAAGUCGGAGAAGUCAGAAAAGGAGCCAAAAGUCGACGGUCAGGGCGUGCUUGAAGUCUAUGUGGACGAGAGCGUGUGGAGUGUCUUCUUCGUCGUGGGCUUGGAGCGGAGCGUCUUCAACGGGUUUCUGGACAGCUUCAUCGCUGGGCUGCUGACCUUGGUGAACUUGGUGGUGCAGAUCCUGUUCUUGGGUGUCAUCUUGUCGGAGGACUUCUUGGGUGAGCCCUUCGAGUCCAAGAAGUCCGCGGCGCGGCUCUGGCGCUCCUUCGUGGCGCACGACGCGCGGCACCUGGACCUCGCGGGCACCAGCCUGGCCUCCCGGGUCUGCGGCCAGGACGGGGCGCUGAUCGUGGCCAACGCCCAAGCCUCCCUGGUGGAGGAGAUCAACAGCUACUUAAACUUGCAGCCGGAUCAGUUCAACACGGACGGCUUCCGGCCCGGAGCGGUGCUGUGCAUGCUCUGCAUUUUGAUUUGGAGCGUCUUUGUCAUCCGGGAGCUCCGGACGUAUUUGCACAGCUUCCUGGGGCUGUUGACCUUGCGCCGCGGAGGCCUAAGUGUCCUGACGCAGGGCUCAGAGAUUGUGUCCUACCAGCGCCUGGGCUUGCUGAUCUUGGUGCAUCUCUGCCGCGUCGUGAUGGCCAUUUGGCUGCUCUACGCCGGGAUCCUGUGGCUCGCGAGCACCACCUCCAUCGCAGAUCUGAUCCUGAACUGCGUGGCCCUGGAGGUGAUCUUCGAGGUGGACGCGCUGCUCUUCGCGGCGUUGAUGCCCAUGGAGACGCGGUUCAGCCUCCGGAAGCUGAAGCCGAUGCGCAUCAGCUACACCCGGGCCCGCAGCCAGCUGGAGGCUUUGCUCGGCGUGGUGGUGCUGGUUGCCACGCUGUUCGUGGCAUACACGCACUUGGUGGCCCCCUUGGAGCAAACCAUGCUGGAGGUCAAGCACGAGCUCUGCGGCGGCAACGCCGCCUUCGUAGUGUCCUACAGCGAAGACACGCAGGUGGCUCGUGGUGUGGUCACCACUCCCAGUCGGGAUUUGGACCUGCGCACGGUGAGCCAGACAGUGGUGGACGAUUACAAGUUUAGCGACUCCUCGCAGUACAUCUGGUUCUCCGCCACCCUGAAGCAGUUUCAGGCGGAGAGCGCCCGCAGCGUGGUGGAGGAAGUGCAGUCGACGCCCAUUUGCUGGGAGACCGACGUCUUCCAGCCCACUGGCAAGGCCGCCGGAGACGUGCUGCUGGUGUCGGUGGCGGACGUGCGGCUCAACGCGGCAGAGCUCGCGCUGGGCCAGGUGGACUCCUCCAAUCAGAGCCUCUCCAUGCGCGAGCGGCUUCUCUCACGGUGCCACGCCAUGCGAAGCUUCUGCGACGACUACGAGGGACGGCUGCUGCGGAUGCUCUGUGGGGCUACCUGCUGCCAGGAUGCAAGAGCCUCCUUCUGGUACAAGGUGGAGGCUCUGGGCUGCUCUCAGCUCUGCCCGGUGCAAGUUUCCGCAAGUGAGUGCGUGGACGUGUCCAAGGACCACCCGAAUUGGCACAAGGCCUGGGACGAAUACGUGCCAGCACUGAGUCACCACUUCGGGGAGGACGUGUCAGCGGGUGGCGUGGGGCCGCAGAUCCAGCAGAUCGUGAGCUUCAUGAAAUCCGUGGGCUGCCCCGCGCUGCUACAACUGGACAUGGAGGUUAUCACCGGAGCACGGUGGUGCCAAGGUCACUCACUGCUGUUCCGGCCCCUGACCUUCUUCUGUCCACAAACCUGCGGAUGCCUUGACAACGCCACAGCCACAGCCCAUUGCCCCGCCUGCGCGUGA
This is a messenger RNA of Effrenium voratum, 2010 nucleotides long. The record is from the annotation of a GenBank genome assembly. Lineage: Eukaryota; Dinophyceae; Suessiales; Symbiodiniaceae.